AUGGCGAUGGCGAUCUCCGACCUGUUCGUGCUUAUCUUUCAUGUGGUGCUCCGAGAAAUCUACAUUUAUUACACACCUAACUCCUUUCUCUCCCUCAGCGCGGUGUGUCCAUCAUACGUACACUUGCGGGCACUCACCCUGGAUUACUCCGUCUGGUUAACCGUGUCCUUUACCUUUGACCGUUUUGUCAGCAUUUGCUGUCCGCAACUAAGACUCAGAUAUUGCACGGAGAGGACGGCCACCGUGGUUAUUGUGACUUUGUGCGCUCUGAGCUGUUUAAAGUAUAUCCCCUUUCAGUUUAUGUACGAGCCUCGCUACGUCAUGGAUUAUGUGUACUGGGGAUGUCGGCCAAGAUCCGCCUACUUCACCUCCAACUGGUGGGUGGCUUUCACGUGGAUGACCAGCAUCUCUCUGUCCUUGCUCCCCUUCGCUGUAAUUCUUCUCCUGAACGGGCUGACGGUCAGGAACAUCGUAGCGGCCAGCCGGGCUCGUCGGCGCCUGAAGGGACAGGAUGGCAAGGAUAGUGAGGCAGAGAGCCGGCGCAAGUCCAUCGUCCUACUCUUCACCGUGUCGGGCACUUCCAUACUCCUCUGGACGACGGCAACCGUGACCUUCAUCUGUACUCGAGUCACAGUCAAUUUUGUGAGCAACGAUCUCACAAAUCCAUCGGCUGUCGCCAAUGAGGUGGGGAUUUUGCUCAUACGUGUCAGCGCCGGUGCCAACACGUGUAUCUACGCAAUGACCCAACGCAAGUUCAGGCAGGAGUUGAAGACCGUGAUUAAAAAUCUAACUCGGUGUAUCAGUAGACCCAUGAAACUGACGCGGCUGUCGCCUUAA
Messenger RNA from Hypanus sabinus (Atlantic stingray), 837 nucleotides. Its product is annotated as probable G-protein coupled receptor 139. The record is from RefSeq and is a predicted model, not a curated record. Bases 1 to 837 code for a protein of 278 amino acids. Gene Ontology annotation, biological process: G protein-coupled receptor signaling pathway. Gene Ontology annotation, cellular component: membrane. Gene Ontology annotation, molecular function: G protein-coupled receptor activity. The transcript has a single exon. Lineage: Eukaryota; Metazoa; Chordata; Chondrichthyes; Myliobatiformes; Dasyatidae.